Electrophorus electricus (electric eel) is the source of this 8271-nucleotide messenger RNA. Lineage: Eukaryota; Metazoa; Chordata; Actinopteri; Gymnotiformes; Gymnotidae. The record is from RefSeq and is a predicted model, not a curated record.
CGUGCAUGUCUGCAUCUGAAAAUAGCUCAAACCGCAGGGCCCGGGCUCUGGAGCAGGGAGUCGCCUCUCACUUUCUCCCCUCUUCUACCCCCCAGAAACGGGCGGCAGCCUGCCACGCUAACCCCGAAAGCCGACGAGUCCGCCUGGACUGGGAGGAGGAGGAGGAAGCGCAGCUGGCUGCCUGGCUGCAUGAAUGCUUGUCAGGACCGACGCGUUGCCGGCCUUGCUCUUAAUGCCUGGACUGUGUGACUUCAAGAUACCAGUGCAAGAAGACCACUUCAACAUGAAUACAGACAGCGGAGGACCAGGUCGCAAGCGCACCAUGCUCUCGCUCACUCUAACCCCCAUGAAGAGAGUCCAGAGCUCCCCAAAUCUGUAUCGACAUGCAGACAAUGAAUCCUCGACUGACACAGAUUUGUGGCGGUCCUACAGCGCCGGGGAUCCACUGAGAAACGGUGACACGGCCUCUUCCUCUUUGGCGGCCAAAGGGUUUAGGAGUGUCCGGCCUAACUUGCGAGAUAAGAAGUCGACCCCUCUGGGCUCGUCUCUUCCCAGACAGAGCUCACCACUGCACCGUGCUGACCGUGGCCCAGGAACACGUAGCCUCCCUAAUCCACUCACGCUGUUCCGCGCCAGCCCGUCGCCUGUCACACCGAGCCCACCCUCGGCACGUUCGGAAAGCAUCUCCUGGCUACCAAGGCCCAGAGCCGGUGCACACGCUCCCCCAAGUGCCCCAGACUCCCAGCAUUCUCGCAGUCUUAGCGGUUUCUCCGGCAGCUCUGCCUAUGGGCUGGCUACAUCAGAGCCUGGACUCCCCCCAUGGCCCUUUGACAAGCCCGCACCGCAGUCCUCUGCUAGUCAGCGGGAGCGGCACACGGCCUUCGUCUCCCUACGCGUUAAUCCUCGGUCUCGUACAGAAGGCAGACACAUGCAGUCACGGUCUCUCGGGUCCCCUGGUCCGCCUAAAAGCACAGGCCUGCCGGAUUCCAGAACGUCCGCUCACCCUCCACUGCCCCCUGCAGCUCAGCAUGUGCUGGGGGCGCCACUGGCUACCAAUCAGGCCUAUCCAGGUCCGCCACUUGCUCCCCAGCCCCAGCUCUCCUUCGACUACAGCAGCUGUAGGGCCUCAGACAUCCAGCCCCGGGCCCUUUCGCCCGGGCCGGUCUCCCUCGGCCCGGGGCUAGGGCCGGGGCCGAGCCGCUGCACCUCGAGCAGCCAGAGCGAGGCCUCCGCGGCCGCACUGGAGGAGCUGGAGGAGCUGAAGACGCGCGGACCUGACCCGGAGGGAGGCGCAGACACCCCCUCGCCCAACCUCUGCCACCUCAGCGCCGUCACUGAUGACGCGGCGCUAAAUGCCGCUGUGGCUGUCGCCACCCACGUAACUAUCCACCGGCUGCUGGGACAUCGCCGGUUCUGGUUUACUCUUUUCUUUUUGUCGGUUUAUGGAUGUUUCUCUCGUACUUUUCAUACCGGAGCACCUGCUCUGGUUUCUGUCUCCCGACUCCUAUCGCCUGACGCGUUGCGCUCCUUAUUUGUGAGUGUGAAUGGGAGCGUAGGCACGAGCCUGAAGAGUCACCAACAGAGACCCUUCUCCCCAUCCACAUACCCCCCUCUGCCCACCCUCAGCUACAACCUCUCGGCCGUGCGGCAGGGACCCAGCACACCCUCCGAGCCCAGCACUCCGAUCAGUUUGGGAUCAGUGGGAUCAGCCCGUACUCCAGAGGAUGAGAGGAAAGAAACACGGGGCAGAACUCCUCAAUUCUCUGGAAUCGGCCCUGUAGACGAGUCUGGCUUUCCCAUCGGCAUCAGGACAACAGUGGACAGGCCAAAAGACUGGUACAAGACUAUGUUUAAGCAGAUUCAUGUGGUGCGUAAACCAGAGGAGGAAUUUUCUGCUUCCCGUAGCGCCACAUAUCCUGCUUCGAACGCUGAGAAGCGCGGCGUGUCUAAUGCUGUUCAGGCACACCCGGCCCCUGUGAGCGCCACCUACAGGCUGAUCGCAAAGAGCAUCUCCGAAAACGGCACAUGCGGCUUCCGGGCGCCUGGCUCCUCCCCCCUGUCCACGUCAUCGUCAGAUCAGAUGCCACUUCAGGACCGUGACCUCCAUCACGUGACCUCCGGCGGCACAGCGGACGGAAACGAAUGGGGUCCUCCAGACAGAAAAGUGGAUACUCGCAAAUACAGAGCAGAACCCAGGAGUAUUUUUGACUAUGAGCCAGGGAAAUCCUCCAUUCUAGAGCAGGAAAGAGUGAGUAACGUAAACCCCGACGAGCUAGAUUUAGAGAAUGAGCCCUGGUAUAAGUUCUUUGCCGAGCUGGAGUUCGGCCGUCCGCCUCCCAAAAAACGCCUGGAUCACAAUCCAGAGAGCGUGCGCCGACUCCACCCCGAGACCUCCCUUUAUCAGCCAUCGGACAGAAGCCUGGAACGCCCACUGAGUUCGGCCAGUGAUGCUGGCAUGAGACGCAGGUCGGAGCCUGAAACUGCCCAGCCCAGGCCUCGUAGCAGCCUGAGCUCUGCCUGGGGCGCGAGGAAAGCAUCGGAGCCUGCCGCAGCCCGCCUGCCCGAAGCGCCCAGGAGAGGCAGCACCCAGAGGAAGCCCCUUGCCAGCUCUCUCUGCUCCGCCUCCGGGUCAAAAGGUGGGGUUAUUAACACAGUGCACUCAGUACAUUUAAAUGCUCAAAGUCUUAACCAUGAUACCUCGCCUGAGACAGUAGCCACGUAUCCAAGUGACUACCAAGAAGAGGACAUGGACAUGCUGCCUGGCUCAGAGGGCCUAAGGAAUGGCUGGCCGACCGAGUCCGAGAGCCCUGCGGUCAGGAGCCGCCCAGAGGAGACAUCUCCUAAGCUGAAAUCGUGGAGCUGUGAUGAUCUCCUGUCAGAGGGCCAGGGGAAAGGUGUGCUAGAAGGGAAUCGCUGCGAGAGCACCGGCUCUCUGGUGCAGAAUGGAGAAGCAGAAGGAUCUCCACACAGUCACGGUGCAGGGGAGCUCAACGAGCACAGCAGGCUCCGCUCGGCCCACGACGCGCCGGGCUUCCUCACACUCUACAAGAAGAUGCACCACAUCAACCGACAAGAGCUGAUCAACCCGGACGUUGUCUACUCCGUGAGAGCCAGGAUCCGUAGGUACGAGAGCGAGCAGCACAAGUACCGCCGGCUGGCCGCCGAUGGGCGCAGCAACGUGGUGCCUCAAGACAUGGUGCCGAACCGGAUCACGCAAUUUGAGAGUCUGAUCCAGAAAUCCAAAUCCAUGCCAGACCUCGGGAGCGAAUGUCAAUCUAGGACGCCCUUCAGGAGGAACAGCAGCCCGAAUCGGAGCUACUCCGUCGAAUCCGUUCUGGACGAAGAUCCACCAGCCAGGAACCCACCCGAGGGUCGGCCGCGGCACCCGGAAAUCCGCAGGCGCGUGCCGGUUCACAUCCAUGUCACCAGCGGCCACCUGCGACCCUCCACGGUGCAGCAGGAUGGCUCAGACAGCGACCACGACGCCACGGUGUCUGACCUUAGUGACUUCGUCCAGAUCGAGGGCUCAUCCUUGUGCAGCGAGAGCGACUUUGACCAUUGCUCCUUCGCGUCCUCUGAGAGCUUCUGCAGUAGGAACCAUCGCUGCCCGAGGCAGCUAGUGAGCUCAUGCAAAGGCAGAUGCCCGGCCUCCUACACACGUUUCACCACCAUGGUACGGCACGAGAGGUCCAAGCAAGAGCGACGGCGGCGGCUCCGCGCGGAAGAGUCCGACACGGGCCUCGGCAAGCUCGCCUUCCUGGUCAGCCCCGUGCCCUUCCGCAGGAAAAAGCCCCGCCCCCCGGGGCACGGCCGUGGGCCGACGCCCGGGAGCUGCGCUUAUGAAGCGCUGGACUCGGUCCUCAGGGACAUCUACGAGCGCAUCCGCACCGAGAAGCGCCGCGGCAGCCUGACGGACAACGGCAUCCUCUGCAGGCUGCUGGCCGAGCUGCUUCCCGACAUCCCCGAGCGGGACGCCUGGCGAGAGACCCUCCAGUCGUACCACUCCCGGCCCGAUGGCACAUGCAGCCAGGGCUGUUGCCGCCCGGAGCGCUCCUGCCUGGCCUACAUUGCCUCCUGCGUGGAAGGCAGCAGCGGCCAGGCCGACCACGACUGUCAGCACUGCUGUCAAGAUGAAGGCACAUACAGAAGUUACUCCUUACCUGACGUAGGACGACACACUCCGCAGAGCAGGAAGCCCACACCUGAAGUCAGAGAGAGACUGCCAGCCAGAGCAAUAUAUGACUUCAAGGCACUAACAGCAAAGGAACUAUCAUUCAAAAAGGGGGCUACUGUGUACAUCACACGGCAGAUAGACAAUAACUGGUACGAAGGAGCUCAUCAUGGGAAAGCAGGAAUCUUUCCCAUCUCUUAUGUGGAGAAACUGCCUUCAUCGGAGAGGCACCAGCCGGCCAGGCCUCCCCCGCCAGUGCAGAGCAGGGAGACGGGCGAAGCUGUGGCUCGCUACGACUUCAACGCCGACACCAACGUGGAGCUGUCGUUAAGGAAGGGCGAGCGGGUCGCACUGCUGCGCCAGGUGGAUCAGAACUGGUUCGAGGGGAGGAUCCCAGACACGAAGAAGCAGGGCAUCUUUCCCGUGUCCUACGUGGAUGUCAUCAAGAAAUCGCCCGCAAAAAGCUCUGGCCAGCCUCCCGAAGCCCCAGUGCCUCAGAGCUACCCCGGCGACCGAGUGCACAGCAGGCCGUCGUGCGCGCGCCCCUCCGCCGUGCAGCUCCGGGGGGCGCCGCUCUGCCCCGCCCCCGCGCCUCCCCCCCUACCCUCCACCUUCUGGCUUAACUGCGCGGCGUCGGACCCGCCGGCUUCCCCCUCGCCCGCCCCCGCCACCGCCGGACGGAGUGGCCGCUCUCCGGUCCUCCUGCCCCGCCCUCUUGACCGGUCGCUCAAAGAGGGCCACUUUAUUCCCAUCGGCUCCGUCGCAUCCCCGGACCCCAGCUCGUCGCCCCUGGCCUCUGCCUCCUGCACCCCUUCUCCCGUCUCGCCCACCUUCGACUUCAGCCUGAGGCGCAAGAGCGGCGCAGAGCUGCCGGCGAGCCGCAAACCCGCAGGCUCUCUGGAGAAAGAGCCGCCGUUCCCCACCGACGAAGGCGCCUAUGGCUCUGACGAGUCGGACACGCCGAGGUCUUGCAGCACCGUUGACCUGAUCGUGUACGAGCCCCACGAAUGCCCCACGUCCAAUAAAUUCACACUGCCCUCCACGGAAGCUGAGGAGGACGUGUGUGAAGAGCUUGUGUCCAUCAUCCAAGCCAGCCAAUCAAAGUGCCCGGCCGUGGAAGAAGCAGGCUUUUAUAGGCAGGCACCGAUCGUGAUGGAGGAGCUACCAAGACUAUUCAUAGAGGAGGACCUGAGUGAAAACAGCAGGUCUUACUCAGAUGCCCAGUCAUCCAAUACCUUUACUCCAGUCCGGCCAGUCCAUAGUGAGAUGUCAGAACUGGAGCAGGCUGAAGUUACCCAGAAUGCCUCUCUGCGCACCUCACCCCCUCUCUCGCAGGCACCUCUGACCUCCACACCCCCUUCCCCGCGCUCCACCCCCCCAAUCCCAGGGGUCUCCCACUCUCCUCCACCUUCCUCCAAACACCUCCGCUCCCCCAAGGUCAAGCCAGUGUUAAGACACGAGGUGAUGGUUGUUGGUAAGCCCCCCCGCAGUCCCGUGAUGUCUCGGAGGUCCUGUGGAUCGCCUGUUAGAGGGCAAAACCAUUCGCCGUCUCACAGGUCUCACCGGCCGGCUCACGCGCAGGACCCACUUCACGCGCCUGGCGAACCGUUUCAGGCCGCGUAUAAUUACAUGCCGCGUAAUGAGGACGAGCUGGAGCUGAAGGAGGGCGACGUCGUUGACGUGAUGGAGAAAUGUGAUGACGGGUGGUUUGUCGGAACAUCCAGGCGGAGCAAGUUUUUCGGGACCUUCCCCGGGAACUACGUGAAGCGGCUCUAGGACGAGCGCCGCUCUGCGCCCUGAAGCCACAGAGACAGACAACGCCCCCUAGCGCCCAGAAGAAGCACACGCUUCCUCAUAGCCCCACAAAGCACAAUGCAGCAUGUCACCUGGAUGCUGGAUUCGCUGGCCUUGGAGUGAAUUACUACAGAGUACUGGUUAAACUCUGGUUAAAUUCUGGGGUGAUUAUACACAUAGGACUGCGUGGAUUUUUUUUUUUUUUUUUUUUUUUUUUGAAUAAAACAUGUAUGUGACUUUUAGUACAGCUGAUGAAUUUCAAUAUGAAGAAGCAACCAAGUGUGCUAUUUAUCGUUUUAUUUAUUAAGAGGCAUUUAUAUAUAUAUAUAGAUAUAUAUAUAUUUUUUUUCUUUUCUUUUCUUCUUUUGGGGACAUUUGGAAGGUGAGAGGGAGUAGGCUAGGAAUGUUCUGUCAUUACUCGGAACAAGUGUGUGCCCCUGCUAACGCGGACCUGAUGUCAGAUAAGAACGUCUGAUCUGAUGUCUGAUCUAAUCUAGGCUUAAUCUAGAUCGAACAGUAUUGCAGUGUCAUACAGAGUAGGACGGUUCACACCGGUGGCGACGCUGCUCGCGGUAUGCACUUCCUCAUAGCGCCUCAUCCAGAAUCAGCCUUGGCGGAUUUGCUAUGAUUCUAUUUUCUGUCCUCCAGACAAUUCCUAUAAGCGUCUGAAGGAUUUUGCAGACUAAAAUGUGUAUGGUGUUUUUAGGUCAAAAGAAGUAAUAUUUUAUAGAAUGCAAUAUUCCUUAACCUCCAUUUUGGACAAUAACCGGGUUUCAUGCAUAAGAUUAUCAAUGAACUGAACCACAAUAAUGUCUUCUGCCUAGACUACUAUUUUAUGCUGUAUGAUCUUGCACACCGUAUUCUCUUAUUUAUAAAUGAGUAAGAGAAACACGAGUAAACAUCAUUAUGUCUUGUAUGUGAUAUAUACCCUUAUGUAUGUAUGACUUAAUUUGAGAGAAUUUUCAAAAAUUAUUUUGAUUUAACCAACGUGUCAGACAUUUUAUUUUAAUUCUGGAUAAUAUACAUAAUAUAUUCUGUUACUUUUUUAUCACGUUACAAUUCAAUUCUCACCUAGCCUGCACCUUGUUAGUUGUCAUGUUCAUUUGUACAAUGAAAAUAUGCAGAAUUAGAUUUUUCUAAACAACAAGUGGUUUUGAUACUCGAUAGUGUAGCAGAACUCAGCCAGGAUCAUCUGCAAUAUUGUGACAAGCGUUACUAGUAUUAUAAUGACAUAAUGCCUCAUUUUCUUUUGCUGACGUCACUGUAUUUCCGUGCCGUUUGAUCCCCUACAUGGUGUCAAUAACAGUUAGUACGACAUGUCUCUUACAGAAUCAUUUCUUCUCGAGAAGUCUCGAGAUGCAUCCAGCGACUACUGCCACCGUAAGGCAAUGCUGUCAUGGAAAAAAAAAGCUUCGACGGCCGCGCCGAGCCCGAGGAGUAGGUCCGUGCUCACCGACCUCAUUUGGUGUUGGGAUCAGCCAGUGAUCUGAGAUCGUGGGCUUUAUUUAUGUGGGAGCUGGCUACGCUCCUUUGAACUAGUCGCCCGUAGUCUUCCAUCCUUCCAUCCGGCUCCCACUUAAGGAGUUCACCCGGUGCGUCGUUUUACCAAAUAUCCUUUAUGCGAUCUAAUGCGCAAUUAGUAUUAAGUGUUAAUCUGACACUUAGCUGAAGCCGUCUUGAUAAUCAAGUGCGGAAUGUCUAGAAUUUCUGUAAAACUUGGGAAAGUGUCUCGUGGUUGUGUGGGUAUAGUAGGCUGCAUUUAGUCGGUAUUUUACUGGACUUUGGGGUUAAUGUAGUGUUUUUUCACAUGUACGGUGUCAACCAGAUUUAGCCUGAAAGUAGCAUUCAUAAACUCACACAGCUAUUUCCUCUCAGACACAUGAAAGUUCCAUUAACAUAUAACCCCAAUCUGCCAAACCAACGUGAUUUAAGACAGAUUUCCUGCAUCUUAAAUGUACCCUUUUCUGUUCACUUAAGCACUGAUUGAGUGUAGUUUUGCAUACACAGGUUAAAAAAUCGGUGAUGCGAAAUCCGGAAUGGCUUGUGUAGCUCCACUCAACAACACAGCAAACUGUGGACUCCGUAACCAAGGCUCCCCUAGUGGGAAUUAUGUGUCUUUGAUACCAUAGAGACUGAAAAUAUACUUUCCAAUAUAAAUGACUUCUUCCAGUAUCUUCCCCUUUGUGUACAGUAUUCCACAGGGAAAUCACAUCUUAGCAACAGUAAAAGCAAUCUUUGACAUCAAGGCCAAUAUGUACUUGUUUUUUUGUUUCUGUGCAUACAUUAAUAAACUGCAUCUGAUCCGA